This is a messenger RNA of Pseudogymnoascus destructans, 423 nucleotides long. RefSeq lists its product as uncharacterized. The record is from RefSeq and is a predicted model, not a curated record. The coding region runs from base 1 to 423 and encodes 140 amino acids. The transcript has a single exon. Lineage: Eukaryota; Fungi; Ascomycota; Leotiomycetes; Thelebolales; Thelebolaceae.
AUGACCAGAAACGGGCUUGAAACAUUCACCAUCAACAUAGAGGUCACGAAAAACACUGCAAUAUUCUGUCGCGAUGAGACCACGACUCACGAGUUUAUUGGACCAGAUGAGUUCAAAGGCUAUGGCCGUGAAUUCGAAAAGGUAUACACAACUAGGCAGAUCGGCGCGAGUACUGGACAUCACAGGAUUAUUACAUACCGCUUCGGUGGCCUGAACUGCAUCGUCCGCCAUGAAACGGACGGAUAUGUCGACACUGAUGCAAGGAUACCCUCGUCUGAUGCCAAAGGUCCAGAGAGUGACAGUCUCUCAAGUAUGCUGGGAUCUUUGACUCUAUCCUCGACCAACGGGCCGCCUAUUACCACUUCUGGGUCCAAAUUGACAAUUAAAAAAGAAGGUCAAAUGAUAUCGCUCAAAUCAACCUAA